Molecule: messenger RNA, 1098 nt
Organism: Colletotrichum siamense
Lineage: Eukaryota; Fungi; Ascomycota; Sordariomycetes; Glomerellales; Glomerellaceae
Exons: 4
Coding region: 1-1098 (365 amino acids)
Source: RefSeq, a predicted model, not a curated record
AUGCCUACUUACGUGCGUCUCAUGAACCCCCAUCAUAUGACAAAACACCUACCCUACGUCGUCGACUUCCUCCAGUCUUACAUGUGCCUCUGCACCGACCACCAAGAAGUCGAUAUCCACCUCAUCGUGUCCGACUCUAAGGAGGUGAAGGCUUUUCAAGAUGCUAUUGAUGGCCUAAAACGUUGCGGCGAGAGGUUUAGUAUAUUCCCUACGCCGAGGGUGAAUGUCAACGGACCGAAGCCUAAGAUUAAUAUCACAAACUUUUACGAUAUCGUCCCGAACGCCUUCCGUUCGAUGAUUAAAGGAAACAUUAGCGCCAGCGAUACGUCUGCCCUCCUGAAUGAGCGCGGGAGAUACCAGUAUCAGACAAUCAAGAAGAUGUCAGCGGCGAUAGAGCUUGAGUACGACUGGGGUCUAUGGCUUGAUUCGGAGGCAGUCGUCGUACAGCCGUUUAGCAUGCGGGAAGUGUUUGAUAGCUACAUCAAGACACCGACGGUUUGGAGAUCCAAGAACUCGAGGACUGAUUUUAUGGUCUCCUUGAUGACUGGAUCGGCUAAUGUUCUUGGCCGGGAUAUCGAGUCUUUUGGCAAGGCUUUGUGGAACUUGGAGAGUGUCCAGUGGAUGUUGGAGAAAGAAGUAGUUAACGACCUCGUUCAGUCCGUGGAGAAAGCACACAACCAAGACUUUUGGACGGUCUGGGCAACGCGAGGCAGCCCGUUCGAGAUCAACCUGUACAACUUACACAUCCAAGCAAGGAAGUUAGAGUCCAACGAUCCGCUCUUCACCAAGUACCAAGUAGUGGAAACGGAGCGGGAGAUGGACAGAUUCGGCAUGGACGCUGCGAAACCGAUCAUGGAUCAAAUAGUACUCACUGGCAUAUUCGAGACAAGUUACCUACUUCUAAAAGCCACAGAGGCCGUCCCUGGGUUCUCGCGAAUGAUGCGACAUUACGGCCAGCGGCUUUUGCGCUUUGACGACCUCGGUGUCGCGCCACCGGAGGUUAUUGACCGGUUUCUGUUGGAUACGCCGAUAAACAUCUUGUGCGUGGGAGGACCGCCGUUACACAACUGGUGGCAAGAGCGAAACAAGACACUUUAG